Molecule: messenger RNA, 1146 nt
Organism: Loa loa (African eye worm)
Lineage: Eukaryota; Metazoa; Nematoda; Chromadorea; Rhabditida; Onchocercidae
Exons: 7
Coding region: 1-1146 (381 amino acids)
Source: RefSeq, a predicted model, not a curated record
AUGGUAGAAAACAGAUCGAUACAGCAUCCGUUACAGCGGGGAUAUUCGGAAAUCGAUUCAAGAAGAUAUAUGGCAAUAGCUGCAAGGGAUGGAAUUAACCCAGGUGAACAAAUUCGGCUUCUCGUUCGUCGUUUCAAGGACAUUGCUACAGAUGCCUUUGAUAUACUUCAAAUAGGAUAUUUGGACAAGGGCACAGUGACCUUAUCACAUGGUGGUGGUAAUUUUUUGCCCAAAUAUCCGUUUUGGUUCGAUCGUGAGAAAUAUUUCAUGACGAUAAGAAUCGUUCAUUGGAUAUAUGAAAAAGGCAUCGUAGUGACCAGGAAACUUUUCAACUCGACUGAUUACAAGGCAGUCGGCGUAUUUCAAGAACCAGAAGGCUUUUUUUAUGGAUAUGCCGGAUAUUACACGGAGCUUGUUUAUGUUAUUGGAUAUGCUAAUAGAAUUGUUGAUCAUGCUCAUUAUUUUUAUGUUCAAGGCAAAAAAAUGUUUCAGUAUAACCAUUUUAACAUCCCAGGUGAUAUGUUCAACCCCAGCAGUUCAACCACUUUUGAAGGUGCUGUUACUUUGCAAAAUACUAUUGAAGCAUAUCGGAGUUAUGUGAGUAAACCAAACCCGUUUCAUGGUGACACGGAUCAGCUGGUCUUGGAAUCAAUGGGUUCACCAAUGCCAUAUCAUGCCACAUUUGCUUUUGGUGGCUUUUAUAUAAGUCAGCGAGCACAUUUUGCUGGCUUUUUCAGCAAUACUGUCAUCGCUGAAAUCAAGACGCCUUAUAGCUCAUACAUAUUUUAUUUGCAUAAAAAUAGUGUGGUAUUCAACAACAUUACGAUGUGGAUUGAAACUGGUCUUUAUGGAGAUGAGUUGUUCGAUCAGAUUGGCAGUAUAUCAUUUGUAAAUGCAGGAGAAGUAUUGGCGAUUAUAUAUAAUAUUCCGCAUCGAUUUAAUUUUAUGCACAUAAAUGAAGCGCUCUUCUCGCAAAAACAGAUGGUGCAAUUCUACGUGAAAUGGGAUGGACCAAUAACGGAAAUUAUUCUUUCCGAUGCAUUACAAACGAAAAAACCGGACAACUUAGACUAUGAUCCUGUUUUUGAAAGCGUAACAUUGCUUCAACAUGUUGAUAUUGAUAAUGAAUUGAUUGUACGGUCAUAA